AUGCGGGAGGAAGAAUUCCAUGCGAUGGUUAGGAAAAUAAAUCGUGGAGCAACGACAUUAGAUGAGUCAACGAUAACUGGUGAAUCAAUUCCCGUAUCAAAAGGAGUUGGCGAUAUCGUAAUAAGCGCAACAGUAAAUCAAACAUCAACAAUCUGGGUAAAAGCGACAAGAGUUGGCACAGAUACAACAAUAUCACGUAUAAUAAAUCUCGUUCAAGAAGCACAAUCAAGUAAAAAAACACCGAUCGAAGAAUUCUCCGAUAAAAUAUCUCACAUAUUUGUCCCAGUUAUAGCAUUUUUUGUGUUUAUAGUAUGGGUUGGAUGUGGUGGAACUGGUAGAAUCCCGAGUGAUUGGUUGGGCAAAAAUCAAAAUUAUGUGAUGUUUUCAUUAUUUUUUGCUAUUUCUGCGAUGGUAGUAGCAUCUCAUUGUGCGAUGGGUCUUGUUUCACUAACUGCGAUCAUGGUAGGCACAGGAAUAGCAGCAAAACUCGGAAUAUUGAUAAAAGGAGGAGAAGUAAUUGAACUAGCAAAUAAGGUGGAUGUGAUUGCAUUGGCUAAAACGGGAACUUUGACUUUUGGUAAACCAAAAGUUAUCGACGCGAAUUUUAUUGAUGAUCCUAAAGAACCAUUGGAAAAUGCACGACAACGUGAACAAGUAUUAAUGCGGAUUAUCAGUUUAGUUGAAUCGUCAAGUGAUCAUCCAUUAGCAAAAGCUGUUUCUCAAUAUAUCGAGGAUAGAAACACCAUUGAUCUUGAAACAGCCACGCCCGUUCCCGACUUACCAUCGAGCAACGUGACACUAGAGACUGUUACAGAAGUACCCGGUAAAGGACUCGAAGCAAGAGUAAAAGUUGAUCUCGCAUCCCCGAAUUCUGGUUCGGAUUCAGACCACGGCACAACUUCAUUAUAUUAUAAUGUGUUCAUUGGGAAUGAAAUAUGGUUAAGUGAAAAUACUUGCAUUUAUCCGUCUCCUGAAAUAGAUCAAGAAGCGAAAAAAACGCUGCGGAAUUGGAAGUCAAGCGGUUCUUCGAUCAUGUUGGUUGGAUUGAGAAAGCCAUCAGAGAAGAUAAGUGGAUCGAUACUGGCUCAGUUUGCUGUGACGGAUACACUGAGACCAGAUGCAAAGAAAACUGUUGCAGCAUUGAAAUCACGGGGAAUUGAUAUUUGGAUGAUUACUGGUGAUAAUCCGAUCACUGCAAAGGCAAUUGCAGUACAAGUUGGCAUUGAGAAUGUGUUGGCAGAAGUAUCACCAGAAAUGAAAGCGGAAAAAGUUAAGUGGCUACAAAGGCGCGGUGCCAACAUCUCCAGACUACAAUUCUGGAAACAACAACGACGACGACGUGCUAUUGUCGCAAUGAUCGGUGACGAUUCAUCUGCACUAACACAAUCAGAUUUACCGAUUUCAAUAGCAAGUGUCACCAAUGUUUCUAUUGAAUCAUCAUCAAUUAUCCUUACAAAGCUAACUCUCUCAUCACUUGUUACUCUAAUCGCAUUGUCAAAUUCCAUAAUACGUCGUAUUCGAUUGAAUUUCUUGUGGGCUUAUCUUUAUAAUACAUUGGCUAUAGCGGUCGGUGUUUUUUUCCCAAUUUUUCAUUUCGCUUUAAGACCUGAAAUUGCAGGACUAGCGAUAGCUGCGAGUUCCACAAGUGUUGUUUUGAGCAGUUUAUGGUUGAAGCACUUUAAAGAACCUUUAGUGCCCGAAAUUAGUCCCCAAGGUUGGGCAAUAUCAAAUAUCCAGUCAUUUUAA
This is a messenger RNA of Ambispora gerdemannii, 1746 nucleotides long. The record is from the annotation of a GenBank genome assembly. NCBI's taxonomy places the organism in Eukaryota, Fungi, Glomeromycota, Glomeromycetes, Archaeosporales, Ambisporaceae.